Molecule: messenger RNA, 5105 nt
Organism: Chinchilla lanigera (long-tailed chinchilla)
Lineage: Eukaryota; Metazoa; Chordata; Mammalia; Rodentia; Chinchillidae
Gene: Adgrf5
Product: adhesion G protein-coupled receptor F5
Exons: 23
Coding region: 630-4769 (1379 amino acids)
Biological process (GO): cell surface receptor signaling pathway; G protein-coupled receptor signaling pathway
Cellular component (GO): membrane
Molecular function (GO): G protein-coupled receptor activity
Source: RefSeq, a predicted model, not a curated record
UCAGCUCCUGCUGCUGUCCUGCUUAGUCUCAGCUGUGUGGUUCUCAGCGUGUUUAUUCUCUGCUUCCCAGUGACCAGUGGACAAGGCUAAAUUUCUCAUUUCCUCCAGGGAGGCUGGGGAGAGGCACGGGGCACGGAGAGGAACUCGUAUUUAUUGCUGUCCCCUGUGGCUCCCUCCCCAGCCUCCGCCCCCUCCUGCAGCCACAUGGCCCUCUGGCUUCUUCCUGCAGCCACCAGCCCAGGCAGGCGGUGCCUCAUCUCGUCUCUGGGGCCACAGAGCCUGGUCCAGGGCUCACCCUCCACUUCUUCUCACCUCCCGGCCGUGCAGUUGAAUGAGAGCUGCUGAGGCUCACCUCACCUAGGAGGCUGGGGAGAUCUGCAGUGCAGUGCGGGUUCAGUCCUGGAGCCGGGAAGCCACAGGAGAGCGAGGUGUCGGCUGUCACCCUGGCCUGGUCCCCAGCCCUGCCCGCUCUUCUUGCUGAGCUGUGUCUCCUGUGGCCUGAUCAACUGCUGUCUGCCAAGCACUCGUGGGCACAGAAAGACAGGAAGGAAGUCACUCUGCAGAUAGCAGAUUGUCCUGGUCCGGGUACAGAAGGCUGGGAUCACUCAGGCCGAAAACUGCCGUGAAGAAUGCGGUCCCCAGGGAGGUCCCCGCUGUGCCUGGUGCUCCUGGUCAUGUGUUUCUCCAGGGCACUGAGCUGGGAUCUGGAGGCGGCUUGUCCUUUGGUGCUACGUGAACCGGACCUCGCAGAUGUGGAGCUGCUAAGGCCAAGGCGUGCGGCUGCCCUGAGCCCUCUAGCGGUGGAUGAGCACACUGUGGAUGUGGAGAUCAGCUUGGAGAACGUGUCCGCCCUGGAGUCUCUCAAAACUCAGCUGCGCAGCCUCAGUUUUCCAAUUCAAGGAAACAACACUGACCCAGCAACUGACAUUCUGAGCAUAGAGGUGACAACAGUCUGCACGCCCACUGGAAACGAAAUCUGGUGCACCUGUGAGUCAGGCUAUGAAUGGCCUCAGGAAAGGUGCCUCCACAAAACUGUCUGUCAGGAGCCUGAUAGUGUCUCCUCAGGGAAUGCCUGCAGCUGCCUGAAAGGACUCCCUCCCCAGGGUCCUUUCUGCCAGCCCCCAACAGUUCUUACCCUGAAAAUGAAACUCAGACUGAAUGUGGGUUUUCAAGAAGACCUCCUGAACACGUCCUCUGCCCUCUACCGAUCCUACAAGACCGACCUGGAAAGAGCAUUCCAGGAGGGGUACAGGAUUUUACCAGGCUUCAGAUCAGUGGCUGUGACGCAGUUCACCAAUGGCAGUGUGGUUGUGAGUUAUGAAAUCAAGACUACAACGCUCCCCCCUGGACUAAUCCAAACUGCCAACGAGCAAGUGCUGCAGAGCCUGAACCAGACCUACAGAGCGGACGAAAACUCCUUUCAAGGGUUUAACAAUGAAACCAAGAUAAUCACCAUCCCAGCAGUCAUCUUGGAAGGGGACACGGUGAUACUAGAGUGUGAAAAUGUGGUGCUGUCCUCCAAUGUGUCCUGGUUCUAUGGACAAAAGUCCUCCAUCCUCACCACACUCCAGAACGACAGCAGAUACUCCAUCUGCACCACUGUGCAGCUGACCUCCAUGUCUCGGCUCACCAUCAUCAACUUCACCAAGGAAGAUGAAGGUAUCUACAUUUGCAAACUGGUCGUAGAUAUCUUUGAAUUUGAGAAAGAAAAAUACAUCAAUGUGACUCCCAUCCAGAUUUUGGCCAAUGACACGACAGAAGUGAAGUGUGACAACAGGUCCGUGUUGCUGAGCUGCUGUAGUGAGAACAAAGUGAGCUGGAGCGCGAUAGAGUGGAAGCAAGAAGGCAACGUGAGCAUUCCAGGACAUGAGGACCAGGACCUGGACUCCGGCUGUGGCAGGUACACCCUGCAGGCCAACAGGACCCAGUGCCCAGCGACAGUCAACUUCACGUGCGAGUUCACCAGCAGCUAUGGAGCCAGGGGCAGCAAAACCAUAGAAGUGACAUUCGUCCCUGUGGGAGAUAAUCCCACCCACAAAGGGGAAGUGCACGAGCUCUUGAGGCACACGACGGAAGGGAGUACAGUUCAGAGUGCCACCAGCAGCAGCCUAGCAACCCCGAGAGCCCGGGAGCAGCCAGCCAAACUAACAAUAACCCCGGACCCAAUUUCUGUUUCUGAGGGACAAAGCUUUUCUAUAAAAUGCACCAGCAAUGUGAGUAACUAUGAUGAGGUGUAUUGGAACACUUCUGCUGGAAUUAAGAUACACAAAAGGUUUUAUGCCACGAGGCAGCAUCCUGGCGGAACCGAGUCAGUGCUGACAGUGCAGACGUCGACCAGGGAGUGGAACGGAACAUACCACUGCAUAUUCAGAUAUAAGAACACAAGCCACGAGGCCACCAAAGAUGUCACUAUUCACCCACUGCCUCUGGAGCCAAACAUCAUGAUUGAUCCUCUGGAAGCCAGUGGUUUGUGCUCGGAUUCUCAUCACUUCAGGUGCUGUGUGGAGGAGGAUGAGGAAUACAAAGUGAUGUUCGAAAUGGAGUCUUCCUUCUUUCCUGCUGCCAAAGAAGUGAAGGGAAAGCAAGUGUGCUACAAAUACAGCUCCACGGCAAACUCAGUCUCCCAGUGUCCAAAAAAAGUCGAUGUGUUCUGUCACUUUACGAAUGCUGCUAACAGCUCGGUCCGCAGCUCUUCCAUGAAGCUGGCUCUGGUUCCUGGGGAGAAUGUCACAUGCCGAGACCCUGCCAUCGGCGUUGGAGAGCCUGGAAAGGUCAUUCAGAAGCUGUGCAGGUUCUCAGACAUUCCCAGGAGCUCCGACAGCACCACUGGUGGGACUGUCACUUACAGGUGUGUGGGCUCCCAGUGGCAGGUGGAGAGGAAGAGCUGCAUCUCCGCCCCCAUCAAUGGCCUGCUCCAGCUGGCAGAGGCUUUGAUCAAGAGCCCCUCUCAGGACCAGAACCUCCCCGUGUACCUGAAGAAUCUUUCCAUCAGCAUAGGCAGGGAGGAGCGAGAGAUACAGUCAUCCCCUGGGAGUCUGGGUGCCAUCAUCAACAUCCUAGACUUGCUCUCAACAGUCCCAUCCCACGUGAAUCCAGAGAUGAUGAAGGAUGUGCUGGCCACUGUGAACAUCAUCCUGGGUAAGUCUGUCCUGGGCACCUGGGAGGCCCUACAGCAGGACCAGACCAGCCAGAGCUCACAACUGCUGCAUUCGAUGGAGCGGUUUUCCAAAGCCCUGCGGCCAGGAAACAGCACCUUUGCAUUCCUCCGCCACCCCAACGUGCAGAUGGGGAGCAUGACCAUCAAACCCGGAAACGCCCACGUCUACCAACAGAACUUUCACUUCCCUGACUCCGACCUCUGGGGCAACGUGACCAUUGAGAAGCAUCAGCUGGGAAACCUGCACCCAGAGACAUCGGUUGUCACUGUGGCCUUCCCAACGCUCAAAGCCAUCCUUGCUCAGGAAGCUCAGAAAAAGCCUUUUGCAAACAGCCUGGUGAUGACCACCACCAUCAGCCACAACAUCACUCCGCCCUUCGAGAUCUCCAUGACUUUUAAACACAACCAUGGAGCAGGAGGGCAAAUAAUAUGCGUCUUCUGGAACUUCAGCCUCUCCAACAACAGUGGGGGCUGGGACAGCCGAGGGUGCCGUGUGAACAGCGUCGACAGGGACAGCGUCUCCUGCACCUGUGACCACCUGACGUCCUUCUCUAUCCUCAUGUCCCCGGACUCUCCGGACAGGGGUUCUCUUCUGGAAAUCCUGCUGGAUAUCAUUUCCUACAUUGGUCUAGGCUUCUCCAUCCUGAGCUUAGCAGCCUGCCUCAUUGUGGAAGCGGUGGUGUGGAAAUCAGUGACCAAGAACCGGACGUCCUAUAUGCGCCACGUCUGCAUCGUGAACAUCGCUGCCUCGCUCCUCUUCGCGGAUGCUUGGUUCAUCGUGGCAGCUGCCAUCCAGGAACACCACUACCUACUCAACGACACAGCCUGUGUGGCCGCCACCUUCUUCAUCCAUUUCUUCUACCUCAGUGUGUUCUUCUGGAUGCUGACACUGGGCCUCAUGCUCUUCUAUCGCCUGGUUUUCAUCCUGCACGAGGCAAGCAAGUCCACGCAAAAGGCUGUCGCCUUCGGUCUCGGCUACGGCUGCCCCCUCGUCAUCUCAGUCAUCACAGUGGCGGCCACCCAGCCACGGGAGGUCUACAUGAGGAAGAAUGCCUGCUGGCUCAACUGGGACGACACCAAGGCCCUGCUGGCUUUUGUCAUCCCCGCCCUCAUUAUUGUUGUGGUGAACAUGACCAUCACCGUGGUGGUCAUCACCAAGAUCCUGAGGCCGUCCGUUGGGGACAAGCCCAACAAGCAGGAGAAGAACAGCCUGUUUCAGAUCAGUAAGAGCAUCGGGGUCCUCACUCCGCUCCUGGGCCUCACUUGGGGUUUCGGUCUGGCCACUGUGUUCCAGGGGAGCAACGCCGUGUUCCAUAUCAUAUUCACCUUGCUCAACGCCUUCCAGGGACUAUUCAUUCUACUCUUUGGCUGCCUCUGGGAUCAGAAGGUGCAGGAAGCGUUGCUGAACAAGUUUUUGCUGUCCAAGCGGUCUUCCCAGCACUCCAAGUCGUCGUCCCUGGGUUCAACUGCCCCUGUGUUCUCCAUGAGUUCUCCAAUAUCAAGAAGAUUUAACAACCUUUUCGGUAAAACAGGAACGUACAAUGUGUCCACUCCAGAAACAACCAGCUCUUCAGUGGAAAACUCCUCCAGUGCUUAUUCACUGCUCCGCUAAGCUCUGAGAACUGCAGCCACAUGGCCUCUUGGAGACAGCGAAGAGACCCAGGCAGAGCAGGGACACUCUCCGCGGGCACCUGGGAGCAGACACUGCAGAGACUUUCUCACCAAGAUUCUUUCUUCUGUAAAGACAGAGGAAAGGGAGUUGUUAUAUCUGCUUCUGCUCCCCACCCUGCCCCUCCUGUGACGCCCAGUGUGUAUAGUAUUUAAGUGAAACGAGCACCUCCCAAGGCCCAGCUUCUGUCUAUACUGUAAAAUAGAGUUCUAAAGAGACAUUUUCAUUACUUGCCAUUGGCUACAAAGAUAAGCUUUGAUUAAAAUAAUAAGUAAAAAA